AUACACGUCAUGUUUUCGGGUUUCUGAAAAGACUGUGUAGUGAUGAAUUGUUGCAGUAUUUAAUGAAAACCUGGCAGCGGCAUCGUCGUGUUAGCUAACCGGACACCCCCGUGUUUCCGCAGCGCGGUGGUUCGGUCCGGCGACGUCCUGCGCGGGAGCGGAAAACGUGCGUCGGCUCUGCGGAAAAGGAGCGGCUGUGUUUACCGGUGAAAUAAUAUCUCAUACAAGCCUAAUUUCCCCCGCUACUAACAGCCUCCCUUCUCAUAAGGAGCCUACGCAGGCCGCAGCUUGGUUUUACAUCCAGCAUGGCGCGAGACUGGAAGCCAGGAGACCUGAUCUUUGCCAAAAUGAAGGGUUAUCCUCACUGGCCUGCAAGAAUUGAUGAAGUACCAGAUGGUGCCGUGAAACCAUCCAACAUCAAGUAUCCCAUCUUUUUCUUUGGCACCCAUGAAACAGCGUUUCUUGGUCCGAAAGACAUUUUUCCGUACCAACCAAACAAAGACAAGUACGCAAAACCCAACAAGAGGAAAGGCUUCAACGAAGGAUUGUGGGAGAUCGAAAACAACCCAAAGGUUGAGCUGACUGCACCCAAGCCCGUUCCUCCUCGCUCCUUCAUGGAAAAGGAUCUGGACAGCGGUGCGGACGGAGAAGAGGACGCAGACGACAAAGGAAUCAAAUCCAAAGUUCCAGGAAAAGAGGCUGAGCAGGAGGAGGAUGAUGAGGAGGAGGAGGAGGAGGAGGAAGGGUCUCUGAUGUCUGAGCAGGGUCCUCAGAACCAGGAUGUUUCUGCUCAGAAAGACCCGGCUGAUAUCUCAAAACCCAAGAGAGGCAGGAAGAAAAAGAGUGAGCAGGAGAAUGAAAAAGACGAGGAUCCUGGGAGUCCUGUGAGUCCAUCAGGUGGAGAGGGUCCUAAACGCAGAGGCAGGAAGCCCAAAACGGAGAAGCUGCUUCUGCUCCAGCAGGACCAGCACGGCUCCGGAAGCGAAAUGGAGACGAACGAGUCAGACAGGAAGCGAAAGAGGUCAGCGGACGACAAGCAGCAGAGCGGAGAGGAGGAAAAGAGGAAGAGGAGGGAGGGCAGCAAGGGGAAGGAGGCCGAGCUGAAAGAGUCCGAAGCCACGAAGAAGAAGCAGGCGAAGGACGACGGCUCCUCCGGCUCCGACGAUGAUGAGUCUCAGAAAAGCAAAGGCAGGAAGAAGCAGCAGAACUCGGAACCGGACAAAGACGCGCGGCGCUGGAAAGCAGACGAAUCGAGGGAGCCCGACAAAGAGGAUGUGAAGAAAACUGAGGUGGGACCCAAGAAAAAAGAAAUGUCCAUCGACCUGAAGCUCCAGAAACUCCACAGUGAGAUCAAAGUCUCACUGAAAAUCGACAACCCGGAUGUGAAGAAGUGCUUGGACGCCUUGGAUGAGAUCGGCUCUCUUCAGGUGACGACGCAGCACCUGCAGAGACACAGCGAACUCAUCGCCACGCUCAAAAAGAUCCGGAGGUUCAAGGCCAGCCAGGACAUCAUGGACAAGGCCACCAUGUUGUACAACAAGUUUAAGACCAUGUUCCUGGUGGGGGAAGGCGACUGCGUGCUCAGCCAGGUGCUGAACAAGUCCUUGGCCGAGCAGCGGCAGCAUGAAGAAGCCAAGAAGGGAGCGCUGAAGAGAGCCGAGCACGUCAAAGACAGCAAUCCAGACAAGGUGACCAACGGAGACGUCAGCCCCGGAGAGAAGAAGCAGGAGACGGAGAAAGAGAAGCUUGAAGAUGCCUCGGCAGGAGAGAAUCACAGUCCUCUGAAGGCUCAGGACUCCACCUGAACUUCCUGCCGACCCGAAGGAAGAGACCCGCUGCUGUACUGGAAACGGUUUCCGGUUUACUGAACUUUAGUGUUGCUGCUCCAAGGUUUCACUUCCCCAAUUAUGUCUUGCUGCAUAGUUUUAUUUUUGUACUCGGACACGUCGUGCUGCCUGCUGUCGGAUGUAUUUAAUUCAUGUCAGUGUAGAUUAAGCUGCGAUUGUGAAUGUUAAUGAGAAACAGGGUCUGGACCAUUUUAUUCCUUUUCCCCCCUUCUCCCCUUGAUCUUAUUGUGUUUUGUAGUCCCAUCAUUUCAUUUUUAAACUCUGGAAGUACCGAACCUCCCUGGACUUGAAGUACAGAUUCUGUAAAACGUCUGAAAAUAGCGGUUUUUACGCUCUGUGAAGCACAUUUAACAGGUCGUCCUUUCAGAUGCACAAACGGAAAACUGGAAAUUUGCCAAAGUUAGCUUAGCCAAGCAAGUGCUUUAUUUACCACCAUGUUCAAGUGUCUUCAUGUGUUUUUGGAAAUCUAGAUGUAAAUAAGAGUAUUUUGUGUCAUCAUCCAGUAAUAAAGUGGUAGCUACAACA
Molecule: messenger RNA, 2372 nt
Organism: Fundulus heteroclitus (mummichog)
Lineage: Eukaryota; Metazoa; Chordata; Actinopteri; Cyprinodontiformes; Fundulidae
Gene: psip1a
Product: PC4 and SFRS1 interacting protein 1a
Exons: 17
Coding region: 306-1805 (499 amino acids)
Biological process (GO): regulation of transcription by RNA polymerase II
Cellular component (GO): nucleus
Molecular function (GO): transcription coregulator activity; double-stranded DNA binding
Source: RefSeq, a predicted model, not a curated record